Messenger RNA from Aspergillus japonicus CBS 114.51, 2985 nucleotides. RefSeq names its product pectin lyase-like protein. Gene Ontology annotation, molecular function: polygalacturonase activity. The record is from RefSeq and is a predicted model, not a curated record. NCBI's taxonomy places the organism in Eukaryota, Fungi, Ascomycota, Eurotiomycetes, Eurotiales, Aspergillaceae. The coding region runs from base 1 to 2985 and encodes 994 amino acids. The transcript has 9 exons. Gene Ontology annotation, biological process: carbohydrate metabolic process.
AUGAAGCUCGUUUCAAUUGCUGCGCUUCUACUGAGCGCUGUGCCUGUUGCCGUGAAUGCGGCUGCCGUGGGCGGAACCCCCAAUGGAGCCAAGAUCAUUCCAAUCUCUGAUGCAGCUGGCUUGAGAAGUGUGGGAGCGCAUUCUUCCAAAUACCCGAACCGCAAGACUGUGACAAUCCGUCCAUCCAAGAACGAUUACGACGAUAUCUCGAGUGAUUUCCUCUGGGGAAUCAAGCAGGCCAACCACGGCGGACGCCUCCUGCUCGAGAAAGGCAAGAAGUAUGUGAUUGGAAAGAAGUUGGAUCUGACAUUCUUGGACAAUAUUGAAGUGCAGCUGGAGGGUGAACUGAAGUUCACGAACAACAUCACCUACUGGCAAGCCAACAACUACUACUAUGACUUCCAAAAGUCAAUCACAUUCUGGCGCUGGGGUGGAAACGAUAUCAAGAUCUUCGGCAGUGGUACGUUGAACGGCAACGGACAGGCUUGGUACAAUGCGUUUGCUGGACUUGAGAUCUUGGACUCCUCCAACACCUUCUACCGGCCGAUUCUGUUCCUGACUGACAACGCGACACGUAUAUCUGUGGAGGGUAUCACACAGUUGAACUCGCCGUGCUGGACCAACUUUUUCGUCAACACCAAGGACAUCUCCUUUGAUGAUGUGUAUAUCCAUGCUUAUUCGACCAACGCUUCGGCUCUUCCGAAAAACACCGACGGAUUUGAUUCGUACAACGUCGAUGGCCUGACGGUCACCAACACCCGCGUCGAUAUUGGUGAUGAUUGCUUCUCGCCCAAACCCAACACCACCAACAUCUUUGUCCAGAACCUGUGGUGCAACAAUACGCAUGGUGUGAGUAUGGGCAGUAUUGGACAAUAUCAAGGAGAACUGGACAUCAUUGAAAACGCCUGGAUCGAGAACGUGACGCUGCUGAACGGCCAGAACGGCGCUCGACUCAAGGCCUGGGCUGGACCGGAUGUGGGAUACGGUCGCAUCAACAACAUUACCUACAAGAACAUCCAGAUUCAGAACACCGACAACCCAGUAGUGUUGGACCAGUGCUACUUCGACAUCAAUGCCACCGAGUGCGCCCAAUACCCGUCUGCUGUCAAUAUCACGAACAUCCUUUUUGAGAACAUCUGGGGUACCUCCUCGGGUAAAGAAGGUCUAGUGGUUGCCGAUCUAACGUGCUCGCCUGCUGCUGUCUGCACGAAUGUCACCCUGCAGGAUGUCUCGCUGACGAGUCCGGCGGGCAGCCCGGCGGAGAUUAUCUGCUCCGGCAUCACGGGGGGCAUUGGGGUGGAUUGUGGCAGUGGAAAGACCACUCUCCUCGAGCAUAUCCUCCAGUCGCCUGACCAUGGCCUUCGCAUUGCUGUCAUCGUCAAUGACAUGAGCAGGCAAAUCCGAUCCAGCCUCAACAUCGACGCCACACUCAUCAAACACCACACCGUCUCCCACACCAAAGAGUCCCUGAUCCAGCUCCAAAAUGGCUGCAUCUGCUGCACGCUCCGGGGCGAUCUUCUCUCCGAGCUCGCUCGUCUGACUACCCAGAAAGAAGUCGAGUACGUGGUGAUCGAAAGCACGGGCAUUAGCGAGCCCAUGCAAGUUGCCGAGACAUUCACAGCCGAGUUCAGCGCGGCGAUGGUCCAAGCCGAAGCCGAAGGAGGUGUAUUAGACGAAGAAGGCAAGAAGAUUUUGGAUCAGAUCAACACCCUCGGCGGCCUCCACCAACUCUCCACCCUCGACACGACAGUAACAGUCAUCGACGCCUUCAACCUCCUCUCGAACCUCGACACGACCGACUUCCUGUCCGACCGCUACGGAGCGGACACGAUCAUCCCCGAGGACGAACGCACCAUCUCCGACCUGAUGGUCGACCAGAUCGAGUUCGCGGACGUCAUCCUCAUCAACAAGAUGGACAUGCUGGCGGCGCGGCCGCACGACCGCGACCGGAUCCUGCGGCUCGUGACGACGCUGAACCCCGCGGCGAAGGUCCUGCAGACGAGCUAUUCCCGCGUCGACGUCAAGGAGAUCCUGGGCACGGGCCGGUUCGACUUCCUCAAGGCCGCGUCCGGGGCCGGGUGGUUGCGCAGUCUGCACGAGAUGAGCAAGCUGAAGAUGGCGAAUGGGGAGGAGAGGUGGGCGCCUACGCCGGAGACUUUGGAGUAUGGAAUCAACAACUUCGUCUACACUGCGCGACGGCCUUUCCAUCCGCGCAGAUUAUACAAUCUGCUUCAUGACAAGUUCAUCAUCCUACAGAAUGCAGCUGAUGAUGCUGGUGCUGAUGAUGAAGAAGUGGAGGAGGAGGAGGAGGAGGAAGACGCUGCCGCCGAGUCCGACACGGAAAUGCACUCCGAUUCUGAAGAAGAGGAGGAAGAGGACGAAGAAGACCCAGCUCAGCCCAGCCCCCAAGAAAUUCUGGCCAACAAACGCGCACACCCCCUCCUCCAACCCCUCCUCCGUUCCAAGGGCUUCUUCUGGCUCGCCACUCGACCCUACCAGUUCGGCGAAUGGAGCCAGGCCGGCGCCAUGCUGACGUUGAACUGCGGGGGCCCGUGGUUCGCCGAGGUCCCGGGCGAGGCGUGGCCCGAGGACGGGGACGUGCGCAAGUCCAUCGAGGAGGACUUCCAGGGCGAGUGGGGCGAUCGGCGGCAGGAAAUCGUGUUCAUCGGGGAAGGGGUGGAUGUGGACGGUGUGACGGGCCUGCUGGAUGAGUGUCUGUUGAACGCUAAAGAGAUGAAGCGGUGGGAGGAGGUGAUGAAAGAUCGCAAGAUGGAGAAGGGCGAGAAGCAGGAGGUGAUGGCAGGGAUCUGGGAGGACGGGUGGGAAGACUGGCCUGCUGUUGAUGAGGGGGAUGAAGACGAUGAAGACGAUAGAAAUGACGAGGUCGAGGGAAAGACCGAGGAGGGGAAGAAGAAAAGGAAGAUCAGCGAGUUUAUGCAUGGGGGUCAUGCUGCGCACCACGGGUACUCGCAUAAACAUAAGUAA